This is a messenger RNA of Blepharisma stoltei, 2685 nucleotides long. Lineage: Eukaryota; Ciliophora; Heterotrichea; Heterotrichida; Blepharismidae. The record is from the annotation of a GenBank genome assembly.
AUGGGCUGUGCUCCAUGUAAAAGAAACCAAUUAAAUAUCAAAGACACAAGAGUCCCCAAUCCAAAAAGUUUAAAUCGUUUCGAAUAUUGGUACCAAAUUUUUGAUUUUUUAGAAUUUGAAGAUUUAUUGAAGAUUUCAUCUGUUUGUAAAAUUUUUCAUGAACAAACUGCCCACCCAAAUGUGAUCAACAAAUUUAAGAGUUUUGGGAAAAAUUGAAGAAUGGAUACUAUUACUGAAUGCCAGAAUACUAAAACAAAGCCUGAACUUGUGAUUUAUGAUAGCUUUGACUCAGGACACACUCCUGGAUUUUUAUCUCCAAAUGAUGCAAAUCGGGUUAGUAGCGAUUUUAAAAGAGAAACACAAAGCAAUUUAUCAGCAGUUCCGAAUGAUCCUGUAAAAGUGAACUCUCUGGAUACUUUUUUGCCAGCAAAUAGUGUAAAAGGGAUGUUUCUCCCUCCCAUUUCAGAAGAGCCGAACGAAAAAUUGCCGCCAGAGUAUAUACCAAGAGAAUCUGCUACUUUUGUGCCUCCAAAAGCCAAACAAAACCUUGAAUUUUUGACACAUUCAAGAAUUCCUACCCCAAUUGAUCCAGACCCAAAUGAUUUUGAUAGUUAUAAAGAAAGCAUCUGAAAUUCUGUAAAAAAUUGCAAUAUAUCAGAGCUACAAAGCUUAUUAAGCAUGCCUCAUUCUAUUACCUUUUUAGAAGACCCAAGAUCUGACUGAAUUCAUGGUGCAGAAAGAGUAUCCCAUUUCCUAUUAAAUAUUUAUUUUUUUUUUAAAAAAAUAAAUAUAUUCAGCAUAAUUCUAUAUAAGCCUACUAGCGGUAGCUGUGAGUACCUGCUAUCUACCAAUGGUAAAAACUCUUGUUGAAAGAAUCCCUAAAUCUGAAAUGGAUCGAGGGUACUCCCACGAAGGCUUCGAGCUCGGCAACAAAUUCACUAGAAAAAUAAGCCCGCUUCAACUAGCGUGUGCAAGAGGGCUUCAUAAAAUUCUGAAAAUAUUAUUAGACUAUGGAAGUUCUCCACACCUAAGUGGGACUUUUCAGUCAAAAAUCGGAAAUUGCACUAAAAGCAUUGAUAUGGGCGCCCCACCAAUUUUGAUAUGUGCCAAUAUUAAGUUUCAUAACUCGAAUUUGACUAUAGAAGGCCUUACUUAUGGAAAUAAAUCAGAAGAUGGGGACUGUGAUUAUUGCGAAUGCUUAAGGCUUUUAUUAGAAGCUUCUGCCAAUCCAAAUAUUGAGAUAGGAAGCCCUGUUAUGCCGACUCCUAUUUUUGCAGCAAUAAAUGAUGCAAAUGUGCUGAAAAUUUUGGUGAAGGCAGGAGCUGACCCUAAUAGAAUAAAUGAAAAAGGUCAUACACCUUUAUGGUGAUUUUCUAUAUAUAGCAUAUUAGACAUUUAAAAUUUUUUUAUUGGAGAUUAAUGGAAAAAUGUAUAUACGUUUUAUGUGAAAAAUAUGAUAAUGUUUCAGCAGCACAAGCUUUGGUUGAAGGUGGAGCUUUGGUGGAUCCACCUACGUGUAGACCAUUAUAUAUUGCAAUUAGUACAAAACAUACGAAUAUUGUAAAAUUUUUAAGGACAGCUGGAGCGUUGAUUAAUGGGUCAGAAACAUCUCCAAGCGCUCUACAAGUAGCGAUAUCAGCAAAUAAUAUAAAUAUGUGUAGAAUAAUAUUGGGAUGGCCUGAGUUAAAUAUUGAUUGAAAGUAUAUUGGAUUAUAUUUAAUUGAUAUUUUUUAUAAGAGUGAAAAUUAAAUUUAUAAAAAGCAAAGACUGAAUUAAUUAAUAUAUACUUUAAGAAAGAACUAGGUAUUUUUAACUAACCCUUGCCCUUUAAAUUAUACUGAAAAAAUUGUUCAAAUUUAAUGGAGAGUUAUUUUUUUUUAAAAAGCAAAUAAAAAAUUUUAUAUCAAAUUUAAAAUUAAAGGCAUAUAUUUUGUAUUGUAAUUAUUUUUAUAAAGAAUUAUUCAUAAAAUUAAUCGAUUAAGAGAAAAACUGUUUAAAAAUAGCAUUCUAUUUGCACUCCUUCCAUUAAUUUGGUCAAAGUUAUUUAUACAGAAAUUACUAUUUUCACCUACACAAUUUUCCAAUGAAAAAAUUAAAAUUUUUUUCUGAUUUAAAGGAUUAAUUUUUACCAAAAAUUGGGGCUAUUUGCUUCAAUUAAAAGGGGAGAGUAUGCAAUACUCUUAAUUUUGUUAUAGAAUACCAUACUAGUUUUCAAUUGUCUUAUUAAUAGUUUUUUAUAAAAAGAAUACUCAAUCAUACAGACAAAACGGUAAAAAUAUGUUCCACAGGAUCGCACAAAAUCAAGGGUCUGAAAUUUUUGAUUUAUUAAUGGCUCAUCGAUCUGAGCCAGAAUUUGAAAUUAUUGCCAGCGCUCUCAAUGACUCAACUUUUGCAGAUCCAAGCUUAGGAGAUACUAUCCCUUUAUUCUUUGCAUUAAAUGAUUUGAAACUAGCUAAAAAAUACCUUGAUUAUGGGUCUAAUAUUAAUCGGUUGAAUUUAGUAAAAAUUUUAGCUUCAAACCCUGCAGAUAAAGUCCUCUUUCAAUUUUUAGUAGAAAACGGAAUAGAUUAUGAAGCCACCUAUGAAGGAAAGUCUGCAAUAGUCUUAGCGUUAGAAAAAGGGAGGCUCGAUUGGAUUGAUUAUCUUAAAAAGAUCUCUUCAAAACAAGGACAAAAACCAUCAUAA